Messenger RNA from Ostreococcus lucimarinus CCE9901, 2094 nucleotides. RefSeq lists its product with no specific name. NCBI's taxonomy places the organism in Eukaryota, Viridiplantae, Chlorophyta, Mamiellophyceae, Mamiellales, Bathycoccaceae. The record is from RefSeq and is a predicted model, not a curated record. The coding region runs from base 1 to 2094 and encodes 697 amino acids. The transcript has a single exon. Gene Ontology annotation, cellular component: intracellular anatomical structure. Gene Ontology annotation, molecular function: ATP binding; RNA binding; RNA helicase activity.
AUGGGAGACGAAGAAAAGACGCCGAAAAAGGCGAAGACGACGGCGGACGACGACGACGAUGGGAUCAAUAAGCACACCGGGAACGCGCUGUCGCGGCGGUACUACGACAUCCUGGAGAAACGGAAGACCCUGCCGGUGUGGUUGCAGAAGAGGGAGUUCAUCGAAAAGCUGAGUCAAAGCCAGACGAUGAUUUUGGUCGGGGAGACGGGGAGCGGGAAGACGACGCAGGUGCCGCAAUUCGUCGUCGACGCUGGAUAUACCGCGGAUGGGAAGAUGUGCGUGUGCACGCAGCCGAGACGAGUGGCGGCGAUGAGCGUGGCGAAGCGGGUGGCGGAUGAGAUGGACGUGAACAUCGGCGAGGAGGUGGGCUAUUCGAUUCGUUUCGAAGAAACCACGGGGCCGAAGACGAUGUUAAAGUACGCGACGGAUGGCAUGUUGCUUCGUGAGGCGAUGACGGAUCCGUUGUUGUCGCGAUAUUCCGUCGUCGUCAUCGAUGAGGCGCACGAACGGACGUUGGCGACGGAUAUUUUGUUUGGUUUAUUGAAGGAAAUUUUAGUCAAGCGCAAAGACUUGAAGUGCGUGGUGAUGUCUGCGACGCUCGAGGCGGAGAAGUUUCAGGGGUACUUCUUGGACGCACCGUUGAUGAAGGUUCCGGGUCGUAUGCACCCGGUGGAGAUCUUCUACACGCAAGAACCGGAGCGCGAUUACUUAGAAUCAGCGAUUCGUACGGUGACGCAAAUUCACCAAUGCGAGCCGCCGGGGGACAUUUUGUUGUUCUUGACGGGCGAGGAAGAAAUCGAGGACGCGUGCGGGAAGAUUCGUCGUGAGAUUCAAAACUUAGGCGAUGAGGUGGGUGUGGUGAACGUCGUACCGCUCUACGCCACGCUUCCGCCGGCGAUGCAGCAGAAAAUCUUCGACAAGGCGCCAGAGGGAAAACCGGGCAAACCCGCCGGGCGCAAAAUCGUAGUCUCCACAAACAUAGCCGAAACGUCUUUGACGAUCGAUGGGAUCGUGUACGUGAUCGAUCCUGGCUUCUCAAAGCAAAAAGUGUUCAAUCCGAGGAUUCGAGUGGAGUCUCUCCUCGUGUCGCCCAUUUCGAGAGCCUCGGCGCAACAACGCGCCGGUCGCGCCGGUCGUACGCAGCCUGGUAAAUGCUUCCGCUUGUACACCGAACAGUCGUUCAAGAAGGAUUUGCAGGAGCAAACGUACCCGGAGAUUUUGCGAUCGAACCUCGGAAGCGUGGUGUUGCAGCUGAAGAAACUUGGGAUAGAUGAUUUAGUGCACUUCGACUUUAUGGAUCCGCCGGCGCCCGAGACGCUCAUGCGGGCGCUGGAGCUACUGAACUACCUCGGCGCCCUAGACGACGACGGUAACUUGACCACGGUCGGUCAAGUGAUGGCGGAGUACCCGUUGGAUCCACAGUUGGCGAAAAUGCUCGUCACGUCGUGCGAGUUCAAGUGCUCGAACGAGGUGCUCUCCAUCGUCGCCAUGCUCUCCGUGCCCAUGUGUUUCAUUCGCCCGAGGGAUCAAGCCGAGCAAGCGGACGCGGCGAAGGCUCAAUUCGCUCACGUCGACGGCGAUCACUUGACCUUGCUCAACGUUUAUCACGCGUACAAGCAGGCCAAAGAUGAUCCGGAUUGGUGCUGGAACAAUUACAUCAGCCAUCGCGCGAUGAAGAGCGCGGACAACGUGCGCACGCAACUCGUGCGCAUUUGCCAACGCUUCAACCUUCCGCUCGUGAGCACGGAUUUCGCGUCGAGGGAUUACUACCCGAACAUUCGCAAGGCCAUUUUGAGCGGAUACUUCAUGCAAGUCGCCCAUCUCGAGCGCGGUGGACGGUAUUUGACCGUCAAGGACAACCAAGAAGUCAUGCUUCACCCGUCCACGUGCCUCGAUCGCAAGCCCGAGUGGGUCGUCUACAACGAGUUCGUGUUGACGUCAAAGAAUUACAUUCGCACCGUCACGGACGUUCGUGGCGAGUGGCUCAUCGACUUAGCGCCGCACUAUUACGACCUCUCAAACUUCCCGAUGUGUUCCGCCAAGGAGGUUUUGAAGAGGUAUUAUCAUCAGCGCGAACGCGAAUCGAAAAAGUAG